GGAAAAUAAGCUAUUCUCAUUCCGCGGGGAAAGUCAUAUAAUUCAAAUGUAGAACACAAGUACUCAAACCAAAGAACAGCCAUAAUACUAUUGUAGAGAUGGACCCCACGCUAUGUCAAACUGCCCACCAAGUCCGCCUCCUCGGCCGCCAAAACCACAUAACCAACACCUCCGGCCUAGCCCCAGGAUACCUACAAGCCAACCUGCUCAUCCUUCCAUCGCAACACGCCGACGAUUUCCACAACCUGUGUCUCCGCAAUCCAGUCUCCUGUCCCUUACUUGGACUCACCCAGAAGGGCAACCCCCACAUCAUUUACCCGUCGUCCUGCAUCAAGGAGAAGGACUUCGACCUUCGCACAGACUGUCCCAAAUACCGCGUUUACAAAGAUGGCAAGUAUAUUGAAAGCCGUACCGAUCUCAUGAAUCUUUGGACAGACGACUAUGUCGGCUUUUUAAUCGGAUGCUCUUUUUCCUUUGAAGAUGCCCUGUCUGACGCGGGGCUCAGACCAAGACACCAAGCCACGGGGACCAUUGUUCCCAUGUACAAAACACGGAUUCCAUUGUUAGCAUCCGGGAUCUUCAAGAACGGAACUUGUAUUGUUUCUAUGAGACCCUAUCGCGUGGAAGAUGUAGAGAGGGUUAGGGAGAUCACAAGACCAUUCCUAGCCACGCAUGGGGAGCCGGUUGACUGGGGAUGGGAUGCCCUCGAGCGGUUGGGUAUUAGCGAUAUUGAGAAACCGGAUUACGGAGAGAGACAGGUUUUUGAAGACGGUGAGGUUCCAGUUUUCUGGGCAUGUGGUGUCACACCACAGAUGGCAGUGGAGUCGGCAGGAGACCGAAUCGAAGGACUUGUGUUCGCGCAUGAGCCAGCUCAUAUGUUGGUUACGGAUUUUACUGUCAAAGACUUGGAAACAUUGGGAAAGCCCCUUUAUAACUGAUCCGAUAGACGUUUCAUUCUCUUGUCUCUUCGUCUCCCUGUGUAACGGACCUUCGCUAUUGUUAAAGCCAAUGUAUGCUCCUGGGUAUAUUGGAAUAAAGCUGGAAAGCGUGGGCAGAUACCGAUAUCAAUUUUUUU
Aspergillus caelatus is the source of this 1075-nucleotide messenger RNA. Its product is annotated as DUF1445 domain protein. NCBI's taxonomy places the organism in Eukaryota, Fungi, Ascomycota, Eurotiomycetes, Eurotiales, Aspergillaceae. The coding region runs from base 99 to 938 and encodes 279 amino acids. Gene Ontology annotation, biological process: glutamate metabolic process. The record is from RefSeq and is a predicted model, not a curated record. Gene Ontology annotation, molecular function: D-glutamate cyclase activity. The transcript is spliced from 2 exons.